Molecule: messenger RNA, 1108 nt
Organism: Drosophila takahashii
Lineage: Eukaryota; Metazoa; Arthropoda; Insecta; Diptera; Drosophilidae
Gene: aqrs
Product: aquarius
Biological process (GO): proteolysis
Molecular function (GO): serine-type endopeptidase activity
Source: RefSeq, a predicted model, not a curated record
CAUGCGGCUCCCAAUCACAUGUAUUUUGCUUCUAGUUUUGGGGCUCGACUACAGUGCCUCAAUGUGGGUGAAGAAGUACGAGGAGAACUACCAUCGACCCACGUACCGCAAUCAUCGUCACAGUUCCGAUCAGCACGUGAACUACAAUCGCGAGGCUCUCGAGGCAAGUCGAGGCCACGUCCCUGCGUUGGAAUCCCGCAGCAUUACGCCCUUCAAUGCCAGCAUCCACCUGUCAUUCUACGUGAACAUCCUGAACGAGGGAUCCGUGAUCUGUGCGGGUGCCUUGAUCUCGCACCGCAUGGUCAUCACAUCGACGCACUGCUUCCUUCCCGGCCAAGUUGAUGCGACCUACGAGUUUACGGCAAAGAAAAUGACUAUCCUGACGGCCAUUGACUUCGCACCCAAUACGGAACCGCAUCAGGUGAAGGCCUUCUUCAUGCCGGUCAACCGGGAAGAUCACUUCAUCAAUCAUGUGGCCCUGCUCGCCUUGGAUCACAAGCUCCAGCGGCGCAAGUAUCGCUAUAUUCCGCUGAAUCGCAGGAGACCCCAAAUGGGCGAUGAGGUGAAGAUGGUCUACAUUGGGCCACCCACUUAUAAGGUCUCGUUCUACAACACCCGGGUUUUCGAUUUCGAACGCUGCCAUAUCCAUUAUGGUUUGAAGGACCUCUUCCACAUAUCCACCUUUGAGCCGGACUUCUUUUGCGUUCGGAAUAAGAAGCACUCGAAGAAGAGCACCUGCAGCACCAGGCCAGGAGAUCCCUUAAUUGUGGACAACAGGCUGGUGGGUGUAAAUAUCUAUGGGGAGCAUUGCGACGAGGAUGAUGACUCUACGAAUAUGGACAUUUACCUGCCCAUCAGGGUGGUCGUACCCUUCAUCCAGAUGGCCACCGAUGCUCUGAGGGCCUUCACAUCCUCGGGUCCCUACAAUGCCUCGCUGCAGAUACCGCUCUCGCCUCUGCUUCAGUCCCUGGCCGACAAGGUUCCCAACGUCUACGUUGGUUCUAAUAUUCCCCAUUUACCCUUCGACGAUGCUUUGAUGGGAGGAACUCCCGAUGACGGCAGGGACUCACUGGAGCACCAUAUCAAGCAUGCUGAUGAAUAUUACUAA